CUCACUUGCUCAAGGUAGACCAACAAGGUAGGGGUGCAUUUAUUGCGUUAUCGAUCUUCCAUGUAGUAAGUUAUCUCAUCGAUGUAAAUCGAAAAUGCAAAUGAAGGUCUCCUGUAAGUGGUUGAAUCUGCUUCUGUUGUGAUAGGUAAACAGGGGUGGAACCGGAAGCGAUUCGAGCGGUUAUCUAUACUUGGAGUGGUUCUUCAUUCUGCUGCUCAUUUGCGCUACCCAUGCCUCAUGUACGUUUCGUAUCAAUUAGUUGUUCACAGUUGUAUAAUUUACUACUAGCUAUCGGGUCCUAGCACGACUCUACUUUUUCUCUCCUGGCUCUGCUCUCGUCUGUUAUGUCAGACAGUGAGGAUCUUUUGAUCAAGCGGCGGCAGAAGCGCCGUCGCGUUGUGGCCGACAGCGAGGACGAGGACGAGGAUCUUCCGCCUGCACCUCGACCAGCGAAAAACGACGCGCAAGAGGUACACCAGCACCAUCCAGACCGACUACCGACCCCCGGCAAUGGUACUAGAAGUGCUGCGCUAGACGCGCCGGCUAGUUCCAGCACCGCUAGCAGUAGAAGUUGUACGACUACUACAACCCUCGCCGCGGCAGGGGCAGCUGCAGGAGCCCCUCCUGGGGGUAAUUGCACGAGUAGAGGAGCAUCAAGUUCCAACCUGCAAUUCGCUGCACAAGACAUGAGAAUAGAGCAUCAAUCGGUACAACUAUCGCCUCCGUCGCUGUUGGGCCAGGGGCUAACGAACCUCCUUGCGGGGUUGGAGGGACCCCCGCCGGAAGAGGCAAUGGCAGCAGCGCCGUCCUCCUCGUCGUCGGGGCCAAUGGUUGAUAUGAUAAGACCUGUUGCACCAGCUCCAGCAGCCGCCGGGGGCCAAGUCUCGUUUCCGCCAGAAUCUUCUGCAGCACGACUACAGCAAGAAAAUGCAGCCACUGUUCCACAUCAACAAGCACAAAACGGCACACUAAUACAUGGAAUGGUAAAUAAGGGAAAAGGUAAAGGAAAAGUGAAUGGCCAGGUAGUUGUACAACAACGAAAUGGAAAUUUUCAAGUUCCCGGAGAUCGUGGAGCACAGUAUCAAGCAGCUCUACAACUUCAGCAGCAGCAGCAGCAAGUUCCUGUGCAAACAAGUGGCCGAGCAGGACCUCGACUCACCCAGCAGCAGAUGCUGGAGCAGCGACAGAGGCAGCAGCAACUGCUGCUCGCCCAGCAGCAGCAAUUUGCGCAGCACCAGCUGGCGUUGCGGCGGCAGCAACAAGUCGCAGCUUCUGGGUCAGGACGACCCCACGUUCAUCAUUUUGCACCAGACCCAGUGCACCAGCUGGCCGCCCCCGCGCCCGCUGCUCCCGGUGGCCAGAAGAGGAAGAAGCGAAAACAGCAAGCGAACCACGGUUCCGACGAUGAGUAUUCCCCUCCCUCGGCCUCCUCCUCCGACGAAGAGGACCCAGAGUACGACAGCCGCGCGGUGCGAAAACAGCGCAAACAGCAGCAGAAGCAGGAGCAGGAGGCGAAGUCGUGGCAGGCGAGUGUGGACAAGAUGCGCAAGACGGCGAGCCACGUGGUCUUCUUGGUGCAGAAGGAAUUUGCGAAAACCCAAAGCAUCCACGGCUUCGCGCGGGUGAAAAAGGCGAUCGCGAAGGGGCGCACGAAUUUGGUAGAAAAUUGCAACGACGCGGGGUUCGUGACCCAGAACAAGAUUUCACUUGUUCCGACGACCAGUGCUGGCAACACAACUGGAACGACGAGUAAUGGGGCAUCUUCAAGUACUGCUACUGCUGGUGGUGCACCCUCCACCUCGCUUCACGACCCAGGAGCAUCUUUAACGACGGGUACAACAUCUGCAAACACGAGCUACGGCAAGUUGAAGGACUACCAGAAGGUGGGCGUCCGCUGGCUCACGACGCUGACGAACGCCGGCUACGGCGGCAUCUUGGCGGACGAGAUGGGGCUGGGCAAAACCGCCCAGAUUCUCACCUUUCUGGAGCUCCAGAAGUUCCGCCAGGGGCCGCGCAUGGGCCCCAUCCUCGUGUGCGCGCCGAUGUCGCUCCUGCGAAACUGGGAAUUGGAGGCGGAAAAGUGGACCGGCAUGCGGGUCUUCCGCUACCACAGCUCCAGCCAGAAGGAACGGUGGCAGCAGGCCGCGGAGUACAUUCGGGAGGUGAACAACCACAUUCGGCAACACGGUGAGGACGCGGGGAAUCUGUACGACAUCAUUCUGACCACCCAACACGUGCUGGCGAGUCGCGAGGACCGGAAGGCCUUCCUGAUGCAGCUGCGCUUUUCCUACUUCGUCACGGACGAGGCGCACUUUUUGAAGACCACGAACACGAAGCGGGUCCAGGAGAUGCACAAGAUCAAGGCGGAGAAGCGGAUCCUGCUGACCGGCACCCCGAUCCAGAACAGCCUGAACGAGCUGUGCAACCUGCUCUGGUUCUGCAUGCCCAGCGUUUUUUCCGCCUUGACCGAGCUGGACACCGCGAAAGACAAGAAACUCAAGCUCAACUGGCUGCAGAACCUCUCCUCCGCCUUUCUCCUCCGCCGGCUGAAGAGCGACGUGCUGAAGGAUUUGCCGAACAAAAAGGUGUUGGUGUUCGCGACCGACCUGACGGCGUCGCAGAAGCUGCUGUAUCAGAAGGAGAUCGCGGAGUUCCAGGGCAGCAGCGGGUCCGUGGUCUACAGCUACGGCACAACAACCUCGAGCGUAGCUUCCGCCUCCUCCUCCAGCGCUUGUAGUUCUGCCCUGCUGUCUCCCCCCGCGGACACCGCGAGCUUGAGCUCCAGUGCGAGCAGCGCGAGCAGCUCGCUGGUGAAGCCAGCACAUCACCACCGGGGCGUGACCACCCGGAGCGCGCGACAGAAGAUCGCUGCGAAUAUUAAAGCGACAUCAACGAGCUCUAAUACAGCAGCCAUCUCGACGACGUCCGGGAAGCACCUGCUGCCGUUGGGCAAGCAGAACCAGCUGGACAAGGGCACCGCGACGGCCUUCAAAAACAUCUACUCGCGGCUCCGCCGGAUCUGCGGCGCGCCGCUGCUGGCGCAGACCAAGUUCACGGAGCAGCAGUACACCGAGCUGGCGCAGUUGCUGCUACCCAAACGGGACGACUUCCUCAAAGCUGGGUUGCAGAAGAUCGAGAAGCAGGUGCGCCAGUGGUCGGACUUCGAGGUGCACAACGCGGCGAAGUGCUUUUACCUGCCCUACCCGUACCGCGCGACCGCGGAGGAGAUAUGCGCCGGCGGGAAGAUGCAGGCCUUGCUGGCGCUGCUCGAGGAGCGGCAACAGGAGAAAACGUUGGUGUUCUCCCAGUACACGCAGUAUCUCGACGUGAUCGAGGAGGCCCUGCUGCUCAAGGGGUUCAAUUACGUGCGGCUCGACGGGUCCACGGCCAGUGAAGACCGCCAGCAACUCGUGGAAGAUUUUUCGACAUCUGCUACUGCGCACGCUCCUCAAGAUGGAGAACUUCCGGCGGACAAGGGGAACGACCUCGGCGGGGCGGCGGCGCAACUACAACAACCAGGACCCGUCGGAGCCGCUGCGGCAGUAGUACCGGUGGUCAAUGCACCAGAGAAGAAACCAGUGCAGGUGUUCCUCCUGUCUACCAAGGCGGGCGGGGUCGGGUUGAACCUCGUUGCGGCCGACAUGGUCGUGUUGAUGGACAUGGACUACAACCCGCAGAACAAUUAUGGGAGUGUCAGGAUUGAAAUCGUCAGCGUUGAAAUAGUUUGUCAUGCAUAAAAUGCAUGACCCGAGGCACGUGUGUUGCAGAGCAGACAAGUGAGGCCGAUUGUAAGCCUGUUUGGGGUUAUAGCUCGAGCUGCUAAAGUAGCAUGAGAAAAUCGCUCUUCUUUGCCUAAACAGCAUGACAAAGUGGAUUUAGGGACCACCGAAAUUUGUCUUGCGCCACUUGGAAACUGGGCCCCAACUGGCCUUCAUUUUAUGCAUGACAAAUUAUUUCAACUUUGUCGAUUUCAACUCUGACACAUCCAUAACAAUCGGCAGGCCGAAGACCGGGUGCACCGCAUGGGCCAGCAGCGCGACGUCACGAUCGUUUACAUGCUCACGUUGAAAACCAUCGAGGAAAAAGUUUUGGAAAUCAACCUGCGCAAAAUGAAGCUGGACGCUGCUUUUGGUGGGGUCAAUGCGCUCGCCAAAGCCGCGGAGGGGAUCAGCACCGAGCCUGGAAGUAGUAGUGGUACCACGACGAUGUUGAAAACAUCGAAUUAUAACGGGAGCAGUGCUGUUGACCCAACAGCGGGCGGGGCCCCAUGUCCAGGCGGAGCUGGACGUCAUCUAGCAACACCCGGAACACGACCUCAGCACAUCAACGAUCCUACUCUUGGUCAUCUCGUCGUCCCUCAUCGUCACACGACGGACAGCCCUGCUCAGGAAGCUGCGGGGGCUGUCGUCCCAUCUUCCUCGCAAAUAGCACAGCAUCCCCGUAGUGGGCCACAGUCUACUGUGCAGCUGCCCGGUGCAUCCCCAGUUUCCCCGCGGGUCGAGGACGAUCGCGCACCAGAAGACGUGGAAAAGGAGAGCCUGCUGGAGCUCAAAAACUCGUUCGCGGUUCUCGAUGAGAGCGGUCGCGGCGAGGAGGUCUUGAAGGAGGAAGCAGCGUCGUGCAAGGUCGCCUUCGUGUCCUCAGUAAAGGACUUGCUGGGAUGAGGAAGCAGGUCGUUCAGUAGUAUUUUUCUACUUUCUUACCCCCAUAGACACAGACAGAGUUAGUGUUAGAUUCAGAUUGAGACAUCAAAGUAUGUACCCUGCCGGACCAACGAGUGGCUCUAGGAUUUGUCAUGCUGGAAUGACAGUAAUAUGAAAUAUGGACGACGAUGAAGAUGCAGGGUCUAUUCGUUCCAUUUCUAUAUUCUAUUCAGCCCUUGAAUCUUUUUGCAACAACCAGGCAAAAUCAAUGAACGAGAUGUGUCCGAUGCAACAGAUUAAAAAGGUCAAAUUCAUCAAAGUCGCGCAAUCAAAACAUACACACAGAAAUCGAAAAUGGAUUGCGUGUGGUCUUGUCACGGCGGAGAAGUAGACGCC
Amoebophrya sp. A120 is the source of this 5039-nucleotide messenger RNA. Lineage: Eukaryota; Dinophyceae; Syndiniales; Amoebophryaceae. The record is from the annotation of a GenBank genome assembly.